This is a messenger RNA of Felis catus (domestic cat), 2044 nucleotides long. It is a transcript of the gene CLDN6, whose product is annotated as claudin 6. The record is from RefSeq and is a predicted model, not a curated record. Bases 668 to 1420 code for a protein of 250 amino acids. Gene Ontology annotation, biological process: cell adhesion; bicellular tight junction assembly. Lineage: Eukaryota; Metazoa; Chordata; Mammalia; Carnivora; Felidae. Gene Ontology annotation, cellular component: bicellular tight junction; plasma membrane. Gene Ontology annotation, molecular function: structural molecule activity. The transcript is spliced from 3 exons.
AGGAGUGGGGUGCAGACGGCGUGGGUGGGGGUGCGUGUAGCGAACCUGGGCUGAUCUGGCUGCGGCCACCGGGGCACAGCUCCUGGCCGGGGAUCUGCACCGAAGCCGCAGAGAUCAGGUCCCUCUGCAGCCGCGGAAGGGUUAAACGCCCCUCCCCCUCCCCCGGGACAAAGGCACCGAAACCCGGGCGCCCCUCCCCCACCUGCUCUGCUCCCUGGGGCGGGGCUCCCCUCCCCCUCCCCCUCACCUACCGGAACCGACCCUGCUGCUCCCGCCGCCAUUAAACCCUCCCCGCAGAGCGCCUCCCGGGCUCGGACCUGGCGACCCUUCCUCGGGCAGGACUCAGGAGGGAACUAGGGGUCGAGAGCGGGAGUGGGCGCCCUCGGACCAAGCCGAGUCCGCAGUGUGCGGAAAGAGAAGGGGUCGAGGGCAGAGGUGGGGUCUCGGAGGGGAGAGAUGCCGGGUGCCUGGGCCGGCGUGGCCCCUGCGCUAACCGGGCCAGAGGCCUGGAGGACUGACAGCGGGUUUGGGAAGAGCGCGGCCAGGUUUUGAGCCUGAAACUCAUGGCUAGCACCAACCCACCAUCUGUGUGCCCUAAGGAAACGCCUGGAAAUUGCUGUCUGAUAAAAUGUAGGAAAAGUGGCUGGGGCCAUGGACUUGCAUUGGUAUGGGCUUUGUGUCUCAUGUGCCCUCGAGACAGCCAGGACUGGGUUGCUUACUUUUUCGCUCUUCUCCUCUCAGCCUCAACCUCGCCAUGGCUUCCGCUGGCCUGCAAAUCCUGGGGAUCAUCCUGACGCUGCUCGGCUGGGUGAACGCCCUGGUGUCCUGUGCCCUGCCCCUGUGGAAGGUGACCGCCUUCAUCGGCAACAGCAUCGUGGUGGCCCAGGUGGUGUGGGAGGGGCUGUGGAUGUCCUGCGUGGUGCAGAGCACGGGCCAGAUGCAGUGCAAGGUGUAUGACUCCCUGCUGGCGCUGCCCCAGGACCUGCAGGCCGCCCGCGCCCUCUGCGUCGUCGCCCUCCUGUUGGCUCUGCUCGGGCUGCUGGUCUACCUCGCGGGAGCCAAGUGUACCACCUGCGUGGAGGACAAGGACUCCAAGGCCCGUCUGGUGCUUGUCUCUGGGAUCAUCUUUGUCAUCUCGGGUGUCCUGACCCUUAUCCCUGUCUGCUGGACCGCCCACACCAUCAUCCGGGACUUCUACAACCCUUUGGUGGCCGAGGCCCAAAAGCGGGAGCUGGGGGCCUCCCUCUACCUGGGCUGGGCAGCCUCUGGUCUUUUAUUGCUGGGAGGGGGGCUGCUGUGCUGCACAUGCCCCUCGGGGGGGGCCCGGGGCUCAAACCAUUACAUGGCCCGAUACUCCGCCUCUGCCGCACAUGGCACCUCUCAGGGUCCCUCCGAAUACCCCGCUAAGAAUUAUGUCUAAUUCCGGUAGGGGAGCGGGGACUCCCUUGACAGCGGAGUCUAACUUCCUGAGCCGGAGACGUGGAGAUGGUGAUCCAGACAGCUUUGGGUGGUUUUUUAUCUUUUUUGUGGGGGAGGAGCGGGGGGAGUGGUAUUUUUAAAACUCAGUUGGUAACCCGACCAAGAAACUCAGCAUCUCUCUUGGGCUCUGCUGCUGGUGCGUCUCCCCUUUGGAUGAUGGAGCCAAGGAGGUGAUGCUUCACAGUUUCUGGAUCUUUCUCCACCCCGGACAUCCCCAUCUCGGAGGCCAACCCACAGCCGCGGGCCAGCGUGAAGGCUGCCUGCUGUUCAGAUGCUUGCAGCCUGUCCCCAAGAGUCCCUCCUUAGUGGUGGGUCCUCUGAACCCCCAGGGGCUCCUGAGCCUCAGGUAGCCCGCCCUUAGAAGAGCGGGCGGUUUAAGUUACCAAAGAACCAUCCACCUCCCAAGUGUUCCGACCUCUGGCUCCUCUACCCUGAGUCCUGCCCCAGCUGUGCCCUAGACCACCUCCCCCGCCCCCCUCUGGCUCACCUUCAGCCCCUGCACGCUUCUGUCACGCCCCCCCCGCCCCCCACAGUUUUUGUUAAAUAAAGCUCGUCUUAUUUUGUC